AUGUCGACUACAAUGCAUACCUCCAAUGACGACGUCCAUAUCGACGAUGCUGACGUCUCUUCGGAUCGCGAUGAACGUACACAAAAGUUCAGCUCGCCUCAGCAACCCCUGAAGCCGCAGAUCCCUCAGCGCAGCCAUCAGCGACAGCGAACCCCUUCCCUUGCGGACAAGCCUCGAACAGAAUCGAGCGCAACAGCAGAGUCUACAGCAGCUCUCGUAUCCGAGACCGCCUCAAGCACCAGCACUCCUUCGUCUGUGCUCCUUUCCCGAGCCAGACUCGGUUACAACAAGAUGCCAAACCCUCACUACGACUUUCUCAUCAAGCUUUUGCUGAUCGGUGAUUCCGGCGUCGGCAAGUCGUGCUUGCUGCUGCGAUUCUGCGACGAUGCCUGGACCCCCUCUUUCAUCACGACCAUUGGUAUCGACUUCAAGAUUCGCACCAUCGAGCUCGACGGAAAACGCAUCAAGCUUCAGAUCUGGGACACGGCAGGUCAGGAACGUUUCCGCACCAUCACCACCGCCUACUACCGCGGAGCCAUGGGUAUCUUGCUCGUCUUUGACGUAACCGACCAAAAAUCGUUCGAGAAUGUACGAACGUGGCAUGCCAACAUUGAGCAGCACGCCAGCGAAGGUGUCUCCAAGAUUCUUAUCGGCAACAAGUCGGACUGGGAAGAGAAGCGCGCAGUGACGUCCGAGCAAGGCGAAGAACUCGCCAAGGAGCUCGGCAUCCCAUACAUCGAAACCUCGGCCAAGUCAAACGCAAAUGUCGAAGAGGCUUUCUUCAACCUGGCACGUGAAGUCAAGACGCGCCUCAUCGACACCGCCGCGGUCACACAAGCCUCACCGGCAGCAGCAGCGGGCAACGUCAAUGUCAACUCGGCUGCCAAGACCGGGCCAGCCGGCGGCUGUUGCAGCUGA
This is a messenger RNA of Pseudozyma hubeiensis SY62, 918 nucleotides long. RefSeq lists its product as hypothetical. Lineage: Eukaryota; Fungi; Basidiomycota; Ustilaginomycetes; Ustilaginales; Ustilaginaceae. Gene Ontology annotation, cellular component: endosome; plasma membrane. The transcript has a single exon. The coding region runs from base 1 to 918 and encodes 305 amino acids. Gene Ontology annotation, biological process: regulation of exocytosis; protein secretion; protein localization to plasma membrane. The record is from RefSeq and is a predicted model, not a curated record. Gene Ontology annotation, molecular function: GTPase activity; GTP binding.